GUGACAAUACAAUACCAACCCUGGCGGCAAGGCCAGCCGUAAAGCGAGCGGCAAUCAAAUGUCGCGCGCGGUCGCCUCGGAGGGAAAGGAGCUCGUGAGAAGCCACGCCUCUGACCCCUUUCUCCUUCCUCUCCCUCAGUCCUUCCUCGGGGCCAGUCAUAAAGUAAAACGACGCGAAGUGUCGCGCCUCGUCCCUGAUUCUGGAGCCGCGGCGGCCAGGCCUGACAGGAAACCUAGUCGCGCUUUACGGCCGCUGGAUGAGGAGGAGCGGAGAAAGGGAGCGGGAGGUGCCGCGGCUGCUGCUGCUGAAGGGACUUUGGGGACAUGGCCGAGGUACCGCCCGGGCCUAGCAGCCUCCUCGCUUCGCCGCCGGGAGCCGCCGCUGCGCUCCUCUCUCCCUUUCCGGGAACUGCUGAAGAGGAGGAGGAGGAAGAGGAGGACGAAGAGGAAGGAGGAGGAAGGCGCUCCUGCAGGGAGGAGGAGGAGGAGGAGGAGGAGGAGGAAGCUGAGGAGGAAGGCAUGCGGGAGGGGAGCCUGCCCCGCCGCCGCGUUUGCCAGCCCCAUCGCCACUACCAUCAGCUCAACGGGCUCAUCGCUGGGUCGGACUUGCGGCACUUGCGAAGCUCCCUGAAGGACAAGGUUUUAAGCAACAGCAACGAGAACCAGUGUCCGCCCAAUAGCAAGAAAAACAGCAAGGCCACCAUCACCACUGGCCCUGGCAAAACAAUGGGACACGGGCAGGAGCCCCAGCAUCCCUGUCAGGGAGGGGAACGGGAGACAAGUCCAUCUUCACCACUCAGCAACCACCACCAGGCCCCUUGCCCCCAGGCAAGGACUGCACAGUCCCAGCAGCAGCAGCACUACCACCACCAUCACCACUGUGAUGCUUCUGCUCCCUCUGCUGGGGACAGGAAUGGGCUGGUUGGGGGAGGAGAGUUGGAGGAAGGUGAGGAUCAGGAGUUGGAAAGGGAAGAGGAGUCCUUGCUACUUCUCUCCAGAUCCUUGGCCUCUACCUGCAGUUUGCAAAAAUGCUCCAUGAGUCCCCAUACAGACACUUCCUGGGGCCCCCAGCAGGUGAAGGAGGAGAAAGGGGACCUCACAAUACGAUAUGUUCGAUACGAGUCCGAGCUACAGAUGCCAGACAUCAUGAGACUGAUCACCAAAGAUCUGUCUGAACCCUACUCCAUUUACACUUAUAGGUAUUUUAUCCACAACUGGCCUCAGCUUUGCUUUUUGGCAAUGGUAGGUGAUGAGUGCGUAGGUGCAAUCGUCUGCAAGUUGGACAUGCACAAAAAGAUGUUUCGUAGAGGUUAUAUAGCCAUGUUAGCGGUGGAUUCCAAAUACAGAAGAAAAGGCAUAGGUACAAACUUGGUUAAGAAAGCUAUUUACGCCAUGGUAGAAGGAGAUUGUGAUGAGGUUGUCCUGGAGACUGAGAUCACGAACAAGUCUGCAUUGAAACUUUAUGAAAAUCUUGGCUUUGUGCGAGACAAGAGGUUGUUCAGAUACUAUUUAAAUGGAGUUGAUGCAUUGCGUCUUAAACUUUGGCUGCGUUAAUUGGAGGACUUCUCAACAAACAUGGCAGCAGCAUCUUUUGCAUUCAAUGCAAUUUGUGUGGAAUUGCUUUGCAGUUGGACAUAAUAACUUCCAUACAGCUCUUCUUUGUGAGUGUCUCAUCGAGCAUUGCACCUAAAUUGUUGCACUGUGUGGCAUGGCGCAUCUUGUUCUGAAUUUACAACAGGUUGUUUCAGACUUCAAACCCUCUUGGUAACCAGGAAGAUGUGCCAAUAGGUAGCCAAGAGCUCCUCUUUUCAUUUGCAAGUCUACUGACUCCUGUUAUAUAAAUGGUGAACAUUUUAUCAAGAACCUGUGUAUACAGAACACAACCUUUUUUCUUUCUUUUUUUUUUUUUGUUUGUUUAAGAGAGAAAGAAAAGCCAAUGUAAUUGUAAAAUUCUAUAAGUAUACUAACAUUUCAUACAAAUCUCACCAUAGUUGUUUUUUUCCCUGGGGAAAAUAAAAAUUACUUCAAUUUUAGGUUUUAUUUUUCAAUAUUGAAGUUUCCAUUCUUAAAUAUUGGUACCUCAGUGAUUAGUGGAUGAAAAAAAUGUAUUGUAGGGUGGGGUGUGUGUUACAUCGAGUAACGGUAACAAUUAAAUUGCGUCUGCCAGUGCCUGUAGAAAUACGUAUAUUUGUCUCCACUGCUAAUUUGAGUGCAUGCUUUCUUUUCUUGAUUUUUUUUGUCUUUGCAAGAAUGGCUUUUAUUUAAAUUCUGGAUUUGAUAAUAAAUUAUUUCAUUUAUCAUUUGGACAGAACUCCCAUGUGAGGGCUUAAGAAGCCCUUGUCUUACAGUAAAAAGUCUAAGCUAUUUUUUAGAAGAACAAUUUUGAGUAGCUGCUAAAAGGGAGUCUGAUGCACUUUUUCCUUUAAAGAGAGUGAGGGAUCUUUUUAAAAAGCAAACAACAAAUUAAUGUAAUCUGAAUUAACUUUUAUUUAAUUAGAAUUAUCACUAGAAUAGCUAAAGAACCAUUAUUUUUAAACAGUUGAAUGAAUUUAAAUUCUGCUUGGACUCAUGCUUAUCUUCCAUGUUUUAAAAAUGCUUUGGUCUUUAGUUCUUGGUCUUGAAAAUGAAUUUCAAACCGCAAUACCAUGUUUGUUCUUCAGCUGCUUUCACUUUAUUUUUUAUUUUAGAAAAGCCAAAUCUCUUGCAGUUUUAAUUUUUUUCUGAAUCAUUUGACAGAGGAGUGUCCAAAGGUUGGUUUUAAGUUCUUCCCUCUUUUUAAAAUCUACUACAUGAGCUUGUAUUCUUUUUCACCAGUUACACUGUGUACUUCUGUCUGUCAGUGCAAUAUGUAAAGCAAAUCACUUCUUUUUGGCAGUUCAGCAAUGACAGCAUUAGUAUAUAAUAUAUAAAAGCAAAACUUAAGAUUGAUCCCAAGUAACUCAUGGGAAAAAAAUCUUCUAUUGAUAGGAAACCCUUCAGAAUUCAAGUUUGCCUUACUAUGUAAUAUGUUAAGUUCAAUCGAUCAUUUUAUAAAACGGUUUAAGUUACUGUAAAUUUGAGAGGACUUUAUCUCUAGUCCCCCUCUGGAGAAGAAUACCCAUUCUGGAUAGUUUAGCAAAUUUAAAGGAAGGCCAUCCUUAUUUUGCACAGUCUGAGCAUCUCCCCCACUAUGUAUAAGUUGUGAAUUGUAUUUGGGAAAAAAUAAAGGAUUUUAAUUUAAAACUG
Molecule: messenger RNA, 3225 nt
Organism: Pantherophis guttatus
Lineage: Eukaryota; Metazoa; Chordata; Lepidosauria; Squamata; Colubridae
Gene: NAA30
Product: N-alpha-acetyltransferase 30, NatC catalytic subunit
Biological process (GO): N-terminal peptidyl-methionine acetylation
Cellular component (GO): NatC complex
Molecular function (GO): protein-N-terminal amino-acid acetyltransferase activity
Source: RefSeq, a predicted model, not a curated record